Messenger RNA from Salmo salar (Atlantic salmon), 2693 nucleotides. It is a transcript of the gene sav1, whose product is annotated as salvador family WW domain containing protein 1. Gene Ontology annotation, biological process: negative regulation of cell population proliferation; apoptotic process; hippo signaling. NCBI's taxonomy places the organism in Eukaryota, Metazoa, Chordata, Actinopteri, Salmoniformes, Salmonidae. The record is from RefSeq and is a predicted model, not a curated record. Gene Ontology annotation, cellular component: cytosol. Gene Ontology annotation, molecular function: protein binding; molecular adaptor activity.
UGAGCAGUUUUUGUGAUGUGAUGUGAUGACAUGGGCUGGAUAAACGCACUGAAUAGAAAAACAGUUGACUUCAAGUGCCUGGAGAAGACAAUCUGUGAUUUUUUUUUUUUUAUUAACUGGGAGAAAACAGUUUACUUCAGCAUAACUGGUUAACGUUUAAUUGAUACAAACAAUCGGUCUGUUUUGGCUUUUUGUCUUAAAUGAAGUGUGACAGUAACUAGUCAAGUCCGUAACUAGCUGAAAUAUCCACGCUGCAGAUUGGAAGGGACUCUGGUCGUUUUGGGGGAACUUCUGUACGACUUUCUGACAUUGCAUUGAUGUCUCUUUUUUUGAGUUAUGCUUUCAAGAAAGAAAAGUAAAAAGGAAGCGUCGACACCAGCCGAUGUACAUGUGAAAUAUGUGAAGAAGGAGACAUCACCACUCCAGAAAACUCUCAUGCCCUCGUUCAUCCGACAUGGACCCACUGUCUCCAGACGCACCGAGGUCCCUCUGCCAGAGCCUGGCCCAGGACCUUCAUCCUACCCCGUGGGACCCAACCCUGAGGUCGCGUUGGCCGACAACAAGAGCUUCCUAAGCUCCCCUGUGCAGAGGCCACCCCACGAGGCGGCUCUGCGGGAACGCCGUCGGAUGUCAGCCCCUCCGUACCUACCUGGAAGCCUGGGGGAUAUAACCCACGAGUUCGGAGGCUCCUCGCAGUCAUUCCUCGCAGACGUGAGCGCCAUGGCUGAGAACACGGAUGCUGGGCUUUACUACUACCCCCUGACUCCGGAGCCUUACUGCGACAGCCAGCAGCAGCAGCAGCAGCAGCAGCAGCAGAGACUGCCUCAGCCACAUCAGCACCCCAGAGCCCCUGACCACUUCCAUGAGGACUAUAGAUGCUAUGAACAUCAAAGACCACCACAACAACACACUCCCUCGGCCCCCAACAGACCGGCAGCAGGUAUCGAUCGAAUGCAGUCCAAGUCUCUGGGGAACCUGUCCAGUCUGAGCUGUGAGGACCUGCCCCGUGGUUGGAUGGUAGACUGGACCAUUAGAGGCAGGAAGUAUUACAUCGACCACAACACCAACACCACCCACUGGUCCCACCCCCUGGAGAGAGAGGGUCUGCCCCCUGGCUGGGAGAAGGUGGAAUCGGCUGAGUUUGGACCCUACUACGUGGACCACCUCUACAAGAGUGCUCAGUAUAGACACCCCUGUGCUCCUAGCGUGCUCCAGUAUGACCAGCCACCCCUGCCUUCUCCCGUUGUAUACCAGCCUCGCCCAGCAGAGAGGGACCAUCCAGUGCUGGUACCAGCCAACCCAUACCACAUGGCAGCGAUCCCUGACUGGCUACAGGUGUACGCCCGUGCCCAGCUCAAGUAUGACCACAUCCUGAAGUGGGAGCUGUUCCAGCUGGUGGAUCUGGACACGUACCAGGGCAUGUUGAAGCUGCUCUUCAUGAAGGAACUGGAGCGCAUCGUCAAGUCCUACGAGGCUUACCGUCACGCCCUGCUGUCUGAGGUGGACCAAAGGAAACCGAGGCAGCAGUGGUACGCUCAGGCCCAGGAGCAGCCAGGAAAGAACUUCACAGGGAACAUGUGAAGUAGGUCAUAUUCACUAGGAAGCAAACAAGACAAAAUGGUGGGGGGGGGGGGCUACCUGGAUUUGUCCAAUGUUUUUGUUCCUAAAUGGGUUGCUACAGUGUGUGCUAAUGAAUAUGACCCUGAACUGACUGGACAGAGGAAUGGAGCCUGUGGAUAGCUGGACCUGGGACUUCAACCCUUCUCGUUCUACAUUGUUCAUAUGAAGUUCAGUCUGUUCCAUUGUCCCACCCCCUUUGAGGUUUUCUAUGGUAAGGGAGUUCCGCCCAUCGGAGGCCUUCUAUGGUAAGGGAGCUCCACCCUCUUGAGGUUUCUACAACAAGAAAGUCUGCCCCUUUGAGGUUUCCGCCCCGGUCGGUCAGGGGUUAAUCUCUUUAUGAUUGACCUCCUUAUUGCCGCCGCCUCUUCACCAAAACGUAUGUUGUCUCCCGUUAUAUCAGCCGAAUGUCCAGAUGCUGCUCACAUCAUGUGGCUACGCAGGCACCUCUCCCUUCGUGAUGAUUCAGGACCAGUGAAGAGAGAACAUGUGAAUGCGCCAAUGAAGAAAGAAAAUGAUACUCCAGCUGGAGAGAGGGAGAAAUGUGUUUCUACUAAAGUCGCUUACAGCAAAUGUCAUCUGAGAACUGGGUUGUGUUCAUUAGGCAACAAAUGGAAGAACAGACUGAAACAUGGAGGGACUACCGGGACUUAAGAAACCAUUUGGUUUUUCCGUUUUCAAAAGGUUUUGCUACAGUGUGCCCCACUGAACACGGCCCUGGGUUGUUGUAUGGAAUCUGUUCUUUUUAUAAAGACUGAAGACGAUCACAGGGUCUUAAAGACCUGUUAGUGUUUGUUUGAAUGUCCAUAAGUGACUAUAAGAUGUACAGACUCUUUUCCUCACAGGAGCAGCACAAUGCCUGUUUAUAUUGCGCUUUGUAAAAUGAUUGCAACUCUGUCACUUUCUUUUUUUUUUCCCAAGUUGGGAGAGAAGGACUGGCAGCUUCACCUUUUUUAUAAAUGUAUGUUUCCAGAAAAAACAUUUAUGGAGCAGAAUUGAUCAUUGUAUUUCUUUGGCAGCAUUUGUAGCCCCUAAAACUGAAGAUUUCUUUAACAAUAAAAAUGUGAUGCAAUGUU